Branchiostoma floridae (Florida lancelet) is the source of this 1047-nucleotide messenger RNA. RefSeq lists its product as uncharacterized. Gene Ontology annotation, cellular component: trans-Golgi network. The transcript has 7 exons. Lineage: Eukaryota; Metazoa; Chordata; Leptocardii; Amphioxiformes; Branchiostomatidae. Bases 4 to 786 code for a protein of 260 amino acids. The record is from RefSeq and is a predicted model, not a curated record.
AAGAUGGCCAAGACGUCUACGUUUUGGCUUCUUUUCUUAAUGUCUUUGAUCUGCAGUACCUUAGCGCAAUACUGUACCAAGACCGGCCCGUGUAGCUGUACCAUGGAUGACGGAACGGGCACGAUAGAUCUCUCACCACUCGGCGCACAGGGUGGGAUUGCGUACGAAGACUACUAUGCAGUACUAUACCCUGACGCCUUCACCUACUCCUGGAACCCCUGCUUCUCCUUCAGCAAGUCGGGAUGCUCGGGUGUAGCUGUGUGCCAAGUGGGCCAGUCGGACCCGUCAGAGGCCUAUGACCUUGGUGUACACGAUAACGCAGAUUUCCAACCGGACUUUACCGGAGGUGGAAUAGCUUUAUACUACAAUAGUCUAUCAUACGAGAGAACGACGAAAAUCUCGCUGAUCUGCAGCACGUCUGGAACCACCACAUUUACAGUGGAUGGGGAGGACCCUUCUUACUUCAAUAACUAUGACUUCCGUUUGGAAAGCCCAUACUGCUGUCCACAGUCCGGCCCCGGACCCACAGGACCAGGCCCUGGCCCAGGACCAAUCGUAGUCACUGUCGACAUCAGCGUCGGGAGCAUCCUCUGCAUUGUUUUCUUUCCCACCGCUUUCAUCUAUAUUGUGGGUGGUGUACUUCUCAACAAGUACGCCCGUCAAAAAGAAGGCAGGGACAUCAUUCCUAAUAUGGAGUUCUGGGCCUCGUUACCAGGGUUGAUAAAGGACGGCUUUCUGUUCGCAAUUUCGCCGAUCCGCAAACAGUCCAGUUACGAGCAAGUGUAAACUCAUAUUGAGCAGAUGGAAAUGGCAGUGACAGCGUAACCAAAGCGCCCACGAACAAAAGCUACGAUUUUAACGCAAAUAAUAUGAAUAGUCAAAGUUUUGCCAAUAGAACAACUUAACUUAAUCGUAUGUUUAUGAAAAGAAUAAUACAAGAUAUUUCUAAUCAUACAUCAUGGUCAUCUGUGACACCGUUUAAGUUAGGUUUAUUAAAUGAAACGCACGCAGCUAUUCCUAAUAAAGUGAACUGUCUGUCUGUCUGUA